This is a messenger RNA of Scleropages formosus (Asian bonytongue), 8852 nucleotides long. RefSeq names its product phosphatidylinositol-3,4,5-trisphosphate-dependent Rac exchange factor 1 (gene prex1). Gene Ontology annotation, cellular component: plasma membrane. Lineage: Eukaryota; Metazoa; Chordata; Actinopteri; Osteoglossiformes; Osteoglossidae. Gene Ontology annotation, molecular function: GTPase activator activity; protein binding; guanyl-nucleotide exchange factor activity. The transcript has 40 exons. The record is from RefSeq and is a predicted model, not a curated record. The coding region runs from base 721 to 5652 and encodes 1643 amino acids. Gene Ontology annotation, biological process: regulation of signaling; positive regulation of GTPase activity; G protein-coupled receptor signaling pathway.
CAUAAUGUGGAGAGUUUUAUGCUUUAAUGGCUGUGAAGCAUUGGAAACGCCACCGCGGGAAGGCGGCACACUGCAGACGACCCCUUGCGUGCCGCGUCUUGCCCUAUGGGAGUCCGCGCGAGCCGAGCGCCUGGGCGGCGCGUUCGCACCGCGCGCUCACGACGCGCGUCUACACAGCAAGAGGAGGCAACUUUGAAGAGGGCGCGUUGCAGCGGCAGAGCUGCAUCCUUGUCGCGACUAACAACUUACUUUUUUUUUUUAUUUUGUUCCUGUAAGUUGUUUCUUUCUGUCAGGUAACCGAGCUCUGGCGAGCGACGUUUCAAGUUUUUCCCUCUCUUUUCGAAGGUACCUCAGCACACGAGAAAGUUCCGUGUGUGUCGAGUAGCGGCUCGCGAAGUGACUCACUCAGUGCCGCGGUCCACCGUCGCCCAACAUGAUGGCCGUGCGCUUUCACAGCAGGGCUACACGAUAAACGGAGGAGACAUUCAGACGCCUUGACUCCAUUUGUUCGCAUCUUUGUCUGCGCGCUUCUGGAGGAGCUCUGCGUCCGGCCCCCUGAGGGCUGUGUGUCGGGCGGCGCGGGGAUGAUGUGAGCGGGAGCGCGCUGCAGCCGCGCGCCUCGGUCGUCACACGUCUUGUCUGAGCAGCCGAAGGAGAACCCGGAGGAGAAGGAGGCGAGAAGGAGGAGCGGCGCCCGAGGUCCCCCGAAGCGGCGCCAGGAUGAGCGCCGCCGCCGUGGUCGCGGACGAGGAGGGCGCGCCGGCGGAGAGCGGCGCGCAGAGCAGCAGAGACAACGACCGGCAGCUGCGCCUCAGGCUCUGCGUCCUCAACGAGAUCCUGAACACGGAGCGCGACUACGUGGGAACCCUGCGCUUCAUACAAUCCGCUUUUCUGCACAGGAUCCAGCAGACCCCAAAUGGACAGCAGUGUCUCUCCCCAGAGAACGUGAAGGUCCUCUUCUCCAACAUCGAGGCUAUCCUGGAGGUCCACAAAGAGGUCCUCGCAUCCCUGGAGUCCAGCCUGCAGCCAGAGCCCACUCCGCAGCACGCGCUCGGACACGUUUUCCUGCAGUUUAAAGAACGAUUCUCUGUGUAUGGAGAAUACUGCAGCAACCACGAGAAAGCCCUGAAACUGCUAAUAGAGCUCAACAAAAACCCUCCUGUCAGGACCUUCUUGUUGCACUGUAUGCUGCUGGGAGGGAAGAAGACCACAGAUGUUCCCCUGGAGGGCUACCUUUUAUCACCCAUCCAGAGAAUUUGCAAAUACCCACUCCUGUUGAAGGAGCUGCUGAAGAGGACACCGAAAAAGCAUUCUGACUAUCCAGCAGUGGAGGAGGCUCUGCAGGCCAUGAAGACAGUCUGCUCCAAUAUUAAUGAGACGAAGAGGCAAAUGGAGAAGCUGGAGGCCCUGGAGCAGCUCCAGUCUCAUAUUGAGGGCUGGGAGGGGACCAAUCUGACCGACAUCUGCACAGAACUGCUACUGCAUGGGAAUCUGCUGAAGAUAUCGGCAGGCAACAUCCAGGAGCGAGUGUUCUUCCUCUUUGACAACCUCUUGGUGUACUGUAAGCGGAAAUCAAGGGUUUCAGGGAAGAAGUCUACAAAGCGGACCAAGUCCAUCAAUGGGCCUUUGUAUGUUUUCAGAGGUAGAAUCAACACAGAGGUGAUGGAGGUCGAAAAUGUGGAAGAUGGAACAGCUGAUUACCAUAGCAAUAAUUACACUGUGACCAAUGGCUGGAAGAUUCACAACACCGCCAAGAAUAAGUGGUUUGUGUGCAUGGCGAAGAACGCAGAGGACAAGCAGAAAUGGCUGGAUGCCAUUGUUAAGGAGCGUGAGCAGAGGGAAAGUCUGAAGCUGGGCAUGGAACGAGACGCCUACAUGAUGAUCGCAGAGAAGGGGGAGAAGUUGUACCACAUGAUCAUGAGCAAAAGCCGCCAUCUGAUCAAAGACCGUCGCCGAAAAUUUGCCAUCGUCCCCAAGUGCUUUUUCGGAAACGAAUUUGUGUCCUGGCUGAUAGAGAAUGGAGAGAUCAGCAAACCAGAGGAGGGUGUAAACUUGGGACAGGCCUUGCUGGAGAAUGGCCUCAUCCACCACGUGUCUGACAAACACCAGUUCAAGAAUGAGCAGGUUCUGUACCGAUUCCGUUAUGAUGAUGGAACCUACAAGGCUAGGAGUGAGAUGGAAGACAUCAUGUCAAAGGGCGUGAGGCUCUACUGUCGUCUCCACAGUCUCUUUGUUCCAAUUGUCAAAGAUAGAGACCAUCAUCUGAAAACAUUCAAGUCAGUGGUUCCAGCAAGCAAACUAGUGGACUGGCUCCUGUCUCAAGGUGAUUGCUCCACACGAGAGGAUGCUGUGAUGCUUGGCAUUGGCCUUUGCAACAGUGGAUUCAUGCACCAUGUGCUGGAGAAAAGCGAGUUUAAGGAUGAAUCCCAGUUUUUCCGCUUCUACGCCGAUGAGGAAAUGGAGGGCACCAGCUCCAAGAACAAACAGCUUCGCAACGACUUCAAGCUCAUUGAGAACAUUAUGGCCAAGUCUCUGCUGAUCCACCCUGAGGAGGAUGACUAUGGCUUUGAGAUUGAGGAGAAGAACAAGGCCAUCGUAGUGAAGUCUGUACGCAGGGGCUCCCAUGCAGAGAUGGCUGGACUUCAGGCUGGAAGAAAGAUCUACUCCAUCAAUGAGGACCUGGUGUUCCUCAGGCCUUUCACUGAGGUUGAGACCAUGAUCAACCAGGCUUUCUGUAUCCGUCGCUCUUUGCGGCUGCUUGUGGCCACCAAGCCGAAGGAGGUUGUGAAGAUCCCAGACAAUCCAGAUACCUUGUCUUUCAAAAUCCGCGGAGCAAGACCCCCUCAUGUGCAUGCUGUGCGGAAAGGUUCAGCUGCCGCCUUUGCUGGCCUCCAGCCAGGACAGUGCAUUCUCAAAGUCAACGGCAACAACGUGAACAAUGAGAGCUACCUGGAAGUCUUGGAUCACUUUGCUGCUCACCGCGUUAAUCAGGAACAACAGGAGUUGGGACUUACACAGUGGGUCUACAGAACAUUUGAAGACGCAGAAGAGGAAAGAGCCUUCAGGCCUAGUAUAUCGGAGAUGGGCUCCGACACAGAGAAUGAUGUCACAAACGGAACAGACCCAGUGAAAGCUUUAGGGAAGCUGACCAUCUCAGAUAACGCUCCUCUGGUCAGCCUGACUGUUGACAAUGUCCACCUGGAGCACGGCGUCCUCUACGAGUAUGUCAGCACUGCUGGGGCCAAGAGCCACGUACUGGAGAAGAUGGUAGAACCAAAAGGCUGCUUCAGCCUUGCAGCCAAGAUUUUGGAGGCGUUUGCUGGAGAUGACAGCCACUUUGUCAAGAACUGCAGUCAACUCAUCUCACAGAGUGACCGUGUGGUGACCAUGCCACAGUAUGAGUUCAGGAACAUCUGUGACACAAAGCUGGAGAGCAUCCGCAGACGCAUCCUUAGCUACCAGCAGUUUGCGCGAGAGCUGAGGGACAAAGCCUGGCCCACGUUCAAGCAGGCCAGCAGCCAACCCCACCGGCUCAACUGUACUGACUUUGUACCCACCAACUGCCACAUCAACCUGAUUCAGGUCUCCUACCCCAAGAACACGACCUCCGCCGGGCGCACCUUCAGCAUUCGCUUUGGCCGCAAGAACUCCUUCUUUGGCCUUGACCCCGACCAAGCCAACCUGAACCCCAUGUCCCACACCCAGCACUGUAUCACCAGCAUGGCUGCGCCCUCCUUCACCUGCCAGAGCCUGGAGAACGGGGAGGAGGAUGGUGAGCUCGAGGCAGACGGAGGUCCGCUUGACAGUAGCAUGGAUGGGCGCUCCCUCCAGGAACAGGGUGGCCUGAGCUUCCUCCUGAAGCAGGAGGACAUGGAGACCCAAGAUGCUUACAUCCGCCUUUUCAACCGCAUGGACGUUGCCGUGAGGGAGAUGAAGCAGUAUGUGGCCCAGAUUGAUGUUCUAUUGUCCUCUAUAACGGAGCCCACCCAAUCCGAGGGAUACGAACCUCCUGCUGCCGAGGAGGCGCCGCCUGCCUCCCUUACAGCCGAGGAGAGUGACCUGGACAAGUCAGAGCACGGCGGGAUCAAGAAGGUCUGCUUCAAAGUGUCCGAGGAUGACCAGGAGGACUCUGGUCACGACACCAUGAGUUAUCGGGACUCGUACAGCGAGUGCAACAGCAACCGGGACUCAGUGCUAUCCUACACCAGCGUGCGCAGCAACAGCUCCUACUUGGGCAGCGACGAGAUGGGCUCAGGUGAUGAGCUUCCCUGUGACAUGCGCAUCCCCUCAGACAAGCAGGACAAGCUGCAUGGCUGCCUGGAGCACCUCUUCAACCAGGUUGAUUCCAUUAACAGUCUACUCAAAGGGCCGAUCAUGAUGAAAGCCUGUGAAGAAACCAAACAUUUUCCUAUGGAGCACAGCCAGCCAGAGUUGAGUCAGACUGAUGAUUGGACAGCUCACUGUCGCUACAUAAUCCACAAGAACAUCCAGGAGGACCCGUGGAACCUGCCCAGCUCUAUCAAGACCCUUGUGGAUAAUUUGCAGAAGUUUGUCGAGGAUGGGAAGAACCAGCUGCUUCUUGCGCUGCUGAAAUGUACAGACACAGACCUGCAGCUGCGCAGGGAUGUGAUCUUCUGCCAGAGUGUACUGGGGGCCCUCUGUACCCUGACCGAGCAGCUUCUGGCCGCUCUCAGCUCCCGCUAUAACAACUGUGGCGAGUAUGAGGAAGAGAGCAAGGAGGUCAGCAAGAAGUGGCUGGAGCAGAUUGCUGCCAUCGGGGUCCUCUUCAACUUCCAGUCCAUGCUGUCUCUUCAUAUGAAAGAGGAGCGCACCAUGCUUGAGGACACCAAGGCAGCCUUGCUUGAUCUGGACAAAGUCAGUGUUUACUUCCGCCAGCUUGAGGACGAAUGUCUGGUUGCAAACACGUCCGUGUGCUACCACGUGGAGGGCAGCAGGCAGGCGCUCCGGGUCACCCUGUACCUGGACAGCUGCCACUUCUGUGAGCUCCCCACCCGCCUCCAGAACGGAGGAAGCCUCAAGCUCCACACCGUACUCUUCACCAAAUCACUGGAGAGGCCAGACGGCAUGGCACUACAAGAUAGUGUGUCCAUAGAGGAGUUCCAGCAACGUACCAAUGCUGUCUCUCUGGAGAAGGCCAAGUCCUACUAUCGCAAGCUCAGGGCCUUUUACCUGGAAAAAUCCAACCUACCCACAGACUCAAACAGCACUGCGGUGAAAAUAGACCAUCUGCUGCGGCCCCUCAAUGCCCUGGACGACCUCUGCCGGCUGAUGCAGACCUAUGUCAACGUGAAACCCAGCACUGCAGGCAGUGGGAGCUCUCAUCCGUCGGGCAUCAGCGUACUGCCAGUGUCGGCUGAACUCUGCAACCGGCUGGGCGCCUGCCACAUUGUCAUGUGCGGGACCGGCAUGCAGAGGUGCACCCUGAGUGUGUCCCUAGAGCAAGCAGUCAUUCUUGCACGGAAUCAUGGUCUGCUGCCACGUUGCGUCAUGCAGGCUACCGACAUAAUGCGCAAACAGGGCACCAGGGUUGAAAUAUCAGCCAAAAAUCUCAAAGUGAUGGAUCAAAUGCCACCCUCUGCACCAAGGCUCUUCAGGUUAUGUUUACCACCUUCUGAUGGGGAUCUAUGUUAAGGAGCAACUUUGUUUCAUGACAUAGUGAUGUAGUUCUUUCCUUGUUUGCUACUCAUUUGGAUUGAAGAGACCCAAGUCCCUUUAGGGAGGGUGAGGAGGUGGCAAGAGCGUAAGGAAGCCACACAGUCUCUGGAAAGCUUUGCUGAUCCUCACAUGGAAGCUGACAUAGGUUUAGGAGGUUUGGACACCUUGAAGUAUGAUCCUGAGCGGUAGAGGGAAGGAACGUUCUGGAAGAAGCAGGCGGCUCAAGACAUAGUGCAGACCUGGACUCUUGGGCCCUUCUGGGUCAGCUGUGCUUCUUGGAGGCCUUCCCUCAAGGAAGAUCCGGUGGAUGGGAAGCUACGGCGCACCCCUGCCCUGCAGGCCAUGCCUCACAGUGCGGGGGGGGCACAUGAAGCAUCCUUAACUGUAUUACUGAAAGUACAUGCCAUGGACCGUGGUACUGUACCCUGCCGUGCACUGCAAUUACAGUGUGCUGUGUGUCACACUCAGUCCUUGGCUAUUUAUUGCUUGUUGGACACAGAUAUAGAAGCCGAGUGCUGGCAGCAGAAGGAAACUGGGGGGGGUCAAUGGGGGCAGAGCUAUGUUGUGACGGUCCACAACACCCCACCCCCCAAGGUGGAGAUUGGGGUCCUACUGUGACUGAGCAGACAGCCGAGCGACUCCACACCAACUGCACUAUACAGAAUUAGUGAAAAAUACCUUAUGGUUUCUACUGUCCAUCAGAAUGUUGAAGUGGCGUUAAACCUUUACUCCUCAGUAAUUUCAGGUAUUAAAAAGGUGAAAAACUAGAUGACUUUUAAAGAAUAGAUUGUACCAUAUUUAAUGGCUCCAAUAUUUUGUCUUUAAAUCUUUGUUUUUUUUUUUUUUUUUUAAACUUUUUUUAAUGAACCAGUAUUGCAGUAGAGGAAGCAAAGCAGGAUAGGACUGCAGAAAUAUUCAGAGUAUCUUUGCGAAAAUAUUAAUUGAGCCUGUUUUCUUAAGCUAAUAAUGGUUGCUUUUGCCAAUUUGUAUUAAUGUAAAUUGUUUAGAAAAACAAAAAAAAACAGUGUGACCUUUCUAAAGUUCUUUUCUGGUAACAUACUUAAGCACAUAUAAUUUUUUUUAAUUAUUAUUUCUCCAGAGGGUGGUGUAAUAACCUAAAAUAUGCGUAACAGGAAAGAUUACCAUGUCCUGUAGAAUUAUCUAAAUAUAUUUUAUUGCAGGAAAAUUUAUUUAAAAAAGGAUCAGUGAAGUAUAAAAUAUUGUCAAAUUUUACUUAUGUUGUAUUUUUUGUACAUAUUUAUAACAAGAUUUUAUUUUCAGAGGGACCAACAUAUAAUAGAUAGCAGUGUUAUAAUUUAUGAAAACAUGAACAAGAUGCAAUAUAUAAAGUAGAACAUGUCAACCUUUGUAAUAAUACUGUACAUUGGCACAAACUUGAUAAAGACAAUGGACACUGAUGACACUUGGGUCUUUUGAAAAGCUCAGUGAUGUUGACGUAUCGUUGGGAAGUCGCCAUUUCUGAUCUCUAGGGGGGAGUGUUGAGGCUCAGGCCGUCGGAAAGUGCCGCUCAGAAGGGCUCUCUUCCGCUGUGUGACUCUGGGCCAAGCGUGUGAACGUACUUUGCCCCUACGUUGACUUCACGCGGCGGCACAGUGACGAAGGAAAGUGACUCCUUUAAAAACGACUGCAGGUAACUGGCAGAGAGCAACAGACGUCAUUUCUGGUGCCUUCGCCUGCUGUAACAUUAGUGUCGCUGGUCGUGUUCCUCUAAGGGGACGUUCGCUCAGCGUUUGUGCGCUUUUGACCAGUUUAACCCCUUUUUGCACUUGGACAUCAGCAGACACAGAAAGGAAGAAGUUUAUACCCUCAGCAACAUCCCUUUUUUUUUUUUUUAUUUAAAAAAAAAAAAAAAAAGAUGCUUUCUAUCCAGUUGAAUUAUCAGAUUCAGGAUGGGGGUCAGAGACCCGUUUCCUUAUUUUUUUGUAACAGUAUUAGCCUUAAGCAUCUUCAUGCAGCCUCAUGCAAUUUUUUUAAACUAAGUUUGUCAUUGCCAGUAAACUGUUUAUUGAACCGUAAAAUAGUUCAUUCUACUUUUAGACAGUUAUUCAGACUGAGUGUUUUGUUUUAAACACAUCCGAAUGACCCUGAACAUCUUUCACAAUGAACCACUUGUUCUACUGAGAGCUGGAGUGCCGUGAUCCUCCACUUAUUGUUACCGUGGUUCAGGAAGCGUAACGCUCAUGGGAGUGCGGUCGUAUAAAAAUUGUUGCGUCCUACGAUAGUUGAGGCAUUACUGUGUUAUUACAGCACACACUCCUUGCAUGUCAGUAACAUGUCCUGUGUCUUGACUUUGGAGGGCAGACUAGCUCAGUAUCUCUCUGUUCAACUAAUGGCAACAGGAAAGUGCUGCACAAGAGUAGGGCUGUUGGACAGCAAGGAGCCCUGGGUCCGAGUCUCUCUAUUUAUCUGCUUUAGGUUACAUAUUCAAGUCCGUAGGGGUGGCAAGAAAGGGGUUUUUAACUUUUACUGGUGCUUUCAAUAGGUCUCUAUCAAAAACAUCCUUGAUUUUUGGGUUGUGUACAAAAGUGAUAAAACAAUUAUUUCCCAGUUACUGGCCUUUUAUGACUUUUGGCAACAUUUCUGAAGGUGUUAACCAUAUAUUGAAAAGGGAAGUCCUUCUGAAUGUGAUGAAAGUAUUGUUUCACUGGACAUUCAGGAAAAUUAAGACCAUUUGAAAUGUACAUGCAUGUAUACCACCGCAGAUUUGUGAACAGAAAUAAAGAGCAUGUGUAGAACUAAUCUGCUUCCAGUUCGUUCUCCAACACCUAUAUUUUAAAUUAUACAGGAAGGCAAGUUGUGGUGUUUUUAAAAAUGUGUCUAAAAAAUAAUGGCCACUUGAAAUGCCCAUCUAGAAGAUGUUUUUAUUGAAAGUCUGACUCAGAGGUUCAACUCAUUAUUAAAUAAUACUCCCAUAAGCUUCAUGCUCUAAGUAGGUCUAAUGCACCUGUGAGUAUAGCCUAUCAGUGGAAUGCGUGUUUGCUUCCUGUUUCUGUUUCCUGUGUGGUGGUCUUCAUGUGUGUGAUUUGUGUUGACUUCUUCAUACUGUAUGUCUUCAACUAAACAUUAAUUAAAAUGGAAAAAGUGAUCACUUUGCCGAUGGUUAACCACAACUGUCAUGAAGUCAUUUUAUUUCUUUAAAAACCAAGCAAUUGAUA